Nomia melanderi (Alkali bee) is the source of this 1578-nucleotide messenger RNA. The record is from RefSeq and is a predicted model, not a curated record. Lineage: Eukaryota; Metazoa; Arthropoda; Insecta; Hymenoptera; Halictidae.
AUGACAAGAGAGUUGAUCACGACGUUCCUGCUGGUGCAGGCUAUCGCGAGGUUCGGUCGCGUGGCGGCCGCAGAGUCCACACACGCGGCUGACCAGUCGGCCUCAUCUGCGGUCCCGUCGGGACUUUCUGGGCCGGAUUACACGGGGCCAUCCGCCGGUUCCGACGAGUGCGACCCAGAAAUGGUGGGCUUCGAGCUAGUGACCGGUUACGUGUACACCGCGCCAACGAACAUGCUCGAGUCCAUACCAGGAACUCUGAUGCUCACCGACUGCCUGGAGAUCUGUCAGGCGAACGACUCCUGCCAGGCGGUCAACUACGAGACGGGCCUGUGCGUGCUGUUCAGCUCGAACGCGGACAGCAACCCAGGCGCGCUGUCCCAAUCGCAGUUUCCAGUGUUCACGAUCUACGCCCAGAAGAGCUGUUUGGCGGUGAAGCCGUGCGAGCGUGCUUGGUGCAUCGACAGGGUGCAGGGGCAUCGGUUGCAGGGGCACACGCGCAGAACGAUGACCGCUUCCUCGCGGCAGCACUGUCUCGAGCUCUGUUUAGGCGAGAGGGACUUCCUGUGCCGAUCUGCGAACUACGUGAACGCUACGAAGCAGUGCGAUCUGUCGGACAUGGACCGAUUGACGGUCGCAGGAUCGAACGCCUUCCAAUCCGCCAAGGGUUACGAUUAUCUUGAAAACCACUGCGUGGAUGAACCUGUCAAGCUCUGCGAAUUCAAGAAGCUCACGGGCCGCAUUUUGAAGACCGUCGACUCCGUCUACCAAGAUGUCGGAACCGCCGAGGAAUGCCGCGAACUCUGCCUCAACUCGCCCUUCCGUUGCCAUUCUUACGACUACGGCGACACCGGCGACAUGGUCUGCCGUCUUAGCCAUCAUUCCAGGGCCACUCUUUCCGACAUUCAGGAACCGUAUCUGGACGUGCCGGAGGGAUCAACGUACGAGCUGAGCUCCUGCUACAACGUCACCAUCGACUGCCGCGCCGGUGACAUGGUCACAAGGAUCCAGACCAGCAAACUGUUCUACGGCAAAGUUUACGUGAAGGGAUCGCCGAACUCGUGUGUGCAGGACGUGAAGGGCGCCCUGGAGUUCGAGCUGCGAAUGGCUUACGACGAUUUGGAGUGCAACAUCAGACAACAGGGCCUGGGUCGUUACCUGAACGACGUCGUGAUCCAGCAUCACGACACGAUCGUCACCAGUUCCGAUCUCGGGCUGGCCGUCACUUGCCAGUACGACCUAACGAACAAAACGGUGUCGAACGAAGUCGAUCUCGGGGUCCACGGUGACAUAACGCCGGCAUUGUCCGAGGAGGUGAUCGUCGACUCGCCCAACGUGGCCAUGAAGAUCACCGACCGUAGCGGAAACGAAGGCAUACCGUCCGCCGAAGUCGGCGAUCCCCUGGCGCUCAAGUUCGAGAUCCUCGACCCUAACAGCCCGUACGAGAUCUUUGUAAGGGAACUGGUGGCCAUGGACGGCGUCGACUCCAGCGAGAUCGUCCUAAUUGACACGCACGGCUGCCCUACUGAUCACGUCAUCAUGGGCCCGCUCUACAAAUCGGCUACGACUGGCAAGAAUUGA